Messenger RNA from Misgurnus anguillicaudatus (oriental weatherfish), 2058 nucleotides. It is a transcript of the gene stpg2, whose product is annotated as sperm-tail PG-rich repeat containing 2. NCBI's taxonomy places the organism in Eukaryota, Metazoa, Chordata, Actinopteri, Cypriniformes, Cobitidae. The record is from RefSeq and is a predicted model, not a curated record.
GGAAAUGCGACCUUGAGAGACGGCCAAAGUGACAGAAAGUUUCCGUAGCAACGUCACCAUUAUUUAAUUAACAUGCGCGUCCAGGCAACGCGGAGACGCGCUCCACUUUGUGGAGUUUGUUCAUUGUCUGAAGAAGACGAUGGUACAGUAGAAUAAUAACAUCAGAUUAUAAUUAUUGCUCGAUUUGCAUAAAGAUACAAAUAAUAAACAUGUAUGAUCGAGCUCCCAGGGUCACACAUAUGACAUUAAGCAGCACCACGUCUGAAAUUGGACCAGGAUCUUAUAAUAUCAGUAGGUCUCACAGCUGUAAAAGAGACUCCUAUGCUCCAUUCCUCUCUCUGUGCAGUAGAGAUUCUGUGUUCUUGAGGUCAGGCAGUGAUCUGUUUCCAGGUCCAGGACAAUACAACAGUGACAUCACCAGGCAGAGUCAUAUUUUGGGAGGAAAGAGUCUUCAGAACCGAUCAAAGAGGUUUGAGGAUGCUGUGUCAGAUGUCCCAGGACCAGGGGCGUAUGAUGUUUCCCAUAAUGUUUCACAUGAAGAGAAAAUAAUGAAAAAUCCAGAGAAAGGCUUGAAGGGCGUCUCUAAAGGUGUGAAGUUACACCUGAGUCCUGAUGCACCAUCCAUACCGUCUCCAGGACAGGCCUAUGGAUAUGAAGAAGAUGCUCAGGGUGUCCUACUCAGAUUCAACCCCCCCAUCAAAGACCAGACCCUCGGCCCCGCCUUCUACAGUCCUGGAACGGAGGAAUUUUCUUCUUCAAAGAAGUAUAAAGGUGUGCACUUUAGCAGGAUGACGGGCCGGAAAGAGCAGACGAGGGAUGCAGACGGGCCUGGACCAGGACAAUACGACCUACAGGACGACCACACAGCCCAUUAUGAAAACGUGAAUCUGAGGCAAGAACAGCGAGGUCGACCGGAGCUGAUCCUCCCUCGAUACCAUGAGCUGAUCACGUUACAAGAGGAAAAGAAGGGCGUCCCAGGUCCAGGACAGUACCACAUAAAAAGUCAGUUUGAGGAUCAUAAUCUACACCGAGGUCCAGCAUCGAACCCACCGUUCCUCUCUCAAGCUCAGAGGUUUAGUUCAUCUAAAGAUGAAGCGCCCCCUGUUGGUGCUUACGAUGACCCGCGCUGUGCUCUUGAGCUUCUGAAGAAAAGCAGCGGGGUAAAUAAAAGCCCCUUUGGUGCGACUGCUGUACGCUUCCUUCCAGAAAACCAAAUGAAGAGCACACCAGGUCCUGGUGCUUAUAACGUGUGUGACUAUAGUUUAUCUCAGGAGAGUUUAAAGAAAUCCAAGGUAAAGGGCGCAAGGAAAGGAGCUUUCGGCUGUGUUGCACCUCGCCAGCUCUUCCACCCCAGUAAAGCGGGAAUACACGGCCCGGGUCCGGCACAGUACAACGUGAUGACAAAAGAAGAAUUAUAUAAGAAACGGAGCACCGCCGCUUUUAAAUCGACCACUAACAGACUUAUGGGUUCCCUGUACGCAAAAGAUACGCCUCCGCCGGGCUCGUAUAACGUGUGCGAAUCAUUUGAGAAGAUUCACGGCAGCCAUCGCUACAGCCGACCUCAGAAUGAAAUAGCGAAAAAACGACAGAGCAGCUUUCUGUCGGCCGCCCCCAGAGACCCUGAGUUUCUCCGCUGUGACCCCCAGAUCCCAGGUCCAGGUCAUUAUAGUCCAGAUGUGAAGUCUGGUCCAAAGUUGGCCCUGAUUGGCUCAAAAGAAGAUCGGUUUAAGUGCCUUAAGGACAUCACUCCAGGACCGGGAGCAUAUGAGUUGAGUCCGGUCAUCAAGGACACAGUUCUCAAAGGCACCUUCAAUGUGACGCUUCUCAACCCUUUAACAUCCAGCACUAGAUCUUUACCUUCACAAAGGUCUCAGAAAAAAACUACAGCUCACAGCAGUGCCUAACUCAGGUCAAAGGUCACAGACUACUAAAAAGGCCUCGGCUAUGCCUCUCCCAUUAAACACAUGCUUCUCAGGAGGUCCUGACACGCGCACACCUCUUUAUGGGUGAUAUAUUUCCCCAGUGCUCCAAGAAAAUAAAUCAGGAUUCUUUAAUGCG